Messenger RNA from Hydractinia symbiolongicarpus, 3221 nucleotides. RefSeq lists its product as uncharacterized. NCBI's taxonomy places the organism in Eukaryota, Metazoa, Cnidaria, Hydrozoa, Anthoathecata, Hydractiniidae. The record is from RefSeq and is a predicted model, not a curated record. The transcript has 3 exons. The coding region runs from base 256 to 954 and encodes 232 amino acids.
UUAAAAAGAAGGAGAGAGAACUCUUUUAUUUCUAUUGAAAUCAUCCGUGUCUCAUGUUUACUUUUCUCUAUUGUUCUUACAUCGAAUUCUGUCAAUCAAAAUUUGAAAUCUCGCGCUUAAAUUAAUAAAUUAGCCGUUGUCUUUUGUUACUAUUUGCAUAAAUUAUGAGCCCGCGGCUAUUUUUCUCUCAGCGGUAAAUGCUUGUUAGUUGAUAAAUUUGUCGUUUUUACAUAUCAUAAACAAGCAAGAAGCGAAAUGGCAGGCGAAGACGUUAAAAAUAUAAUAGAAUUGGAUGAUGACUUUUUUGUGACGGAAGAAAUGUUGUCAGAUUUUACUGUUUACGAAAGUUGUGAGGUGGAAGUAUCGUUUGUGGAAGAUCUGUUGGAAGAAGAAAAUGAAGUAGAUGCUGGAUAUUUGGGUAUUCCUCAAAUAGUAUUCGUUGAUGAAGAAGAUGUGGACAUGGUGGUUGAUAACAACAGUACCAAAAAUGUGAAGUUUGUGUGCAGCAAGUGCAAAAAACAGUAUUUUAAAGAAGCUUACUACAAGAAACAUACUCUGAUAUGUAAAAAGCCAACAGAUCCAGAAACAACAACAGUGGCAAGAAAAACUCUUGAUGACUCAAAAAAUAAAUCAACUACAACAAUUUCCACAAAACAAGUUAAAUCAAAAUCGAAUCAAUCUUUAUCCAUCACCGAUCAUGAGCUGCAGCAAGAAAAAAUGAAUUUUGUUCGUGAUGCUAUGGUUAAAAUUUCAAAAGACCCAAUCAAUAACAUUGUUGUGAAAGGAUUCAAAACACCUGGAAAUCGUGUCAAAGAAUUAGCCAACUCAAUUUUGAAUGCUGGGAGUGAUGUUUUGGACAUUAUUUCUGAAAAUGUAGUGUGUCGCAUAUUUAAAGAAUUGCAAAAACCUACUGACUGGUUCAGGAAAAGAAUCUCUUUGGAGAAAAGUGCAUGAACUUGCACAAGACGAUAAAUUCAGACAACAUUGGAAACAUGUAUUACCUAAAGGAUACUGCAUUGACAGUCAAGAAUUCUCUAUGUUGUUGCAGAAAUUUGUUAUGGAGUUAAUAAAAAUACUAGUAGCUCAUGAAAACAAAAAUCGACAUGUCGAAAAAAGUCUUGACUUGAAACUCACAACUGAGGAACAAACUGUUCUGUAUUAUGUUUCAGGAUACAUAAUUUUCUCGCUACGUAAAAAAUACCAAAGAUUAGCAGAUUCGAAAAACAAAGUUGUUGCUGUGGCUGCAUUGCAGUUUCUGAACUCAUUGAAAGUUUCAGGUGAUGAUAAACUGCAGGUAUAUAGUUUUCUGGAUUAUACAAGAUCUUGGGUGGACCAAGUCAGCAGAGGAUACCUGAUAAAAGUCAAUGAUGACAUGUUUAUUUUUUGCAGAAGAAUUGAAAACGUUAUUAGAAAAGUUUUAAAUUUGAACAUGUUGAAAAAAUAUAAAGGAGAAGAUAUACGGGAACUUUUCGAAAAUGAACUUAUGAAGGACUCUUUAAUUGAUCAAGCCUGGGUCAUACUUUCACGGUAUCUUGGAAAUGAGAAGUUAUCGAAAAUUCUCAAAGCUCAGAUCAUUAAAAAAUGGUGUGACAUCAGAGCAAAAGCAUAUGUCACUGCAUAUAUACAAGUAGUUCGACGCAAACUUGCUUCUCUAGCAUCGGAGAAAAAAGAGAAGUUGACUGUAGUCUUAUCUAAAAAAGGUGAACCAAUGAUGCGAAAUAUCCAAAAGGAUACACCAGAGAUGAAACAAUUCCUCGAACCAUAAACACUAUCACAUAGGAAGCAAAGUGACGAUCAUUCUCUGAUGAUCCCUCAGCACGUUUUUGAAAUUCAACUAACUCAUCGUUAAUAUCCCCCAUAUCAGUGAAACCAACCAAUUGUCCAGUUGACUGUCGGAACACCAAGUCAGCUUUUAUUUUCAUCUCAUCAUAAAUAAGCGAAACGUUUUUUUGGUGAUCAUCCAGAGUUGCAAUUUUACUAUCCACUAUUAAUCUUUCAAUGACAUCUGGAUUGAAUCCACACAUUGGAUCAGUGAAGUUUAUGUAUUUUUUAAGUGUGUCAAUAUGUGGGAGUUUUAAAAAAUUCAAAUUCGGAUUUCGCAAAUGUUUAUAUGCUGCUGGUGAAUGGUGGUAUAAACUGAGGCACCACCUAAUAAUUAGUGGGUGCCAUCUCAUGCCAUUAGGUGAACUUUUGGAAGCCAUUUCUUUUUGUUGCUCCCAUAACAACCACUGGGGACUGCCUUCGGGUAUUUCAGGACAUGUUUCCUCAUUGCAAACAAUAUUUUUUAUAAAUUCGUGUUGCUCAUCAUCAACAUGGAUGCAUUCUUUCUCAGUAAUUUUUCUUACCCAAGAUGAUAAUUGGGCAACUUUCUUUAUUGCUCUCUGUUUUUCUCCCUGAGUAUUGCGAUAUCUUUCCUCUAGUUCUUCUCUGGAAAGAUAUCGAAUGUUUGUAUGUGAGGAAUCAAGCACAGAAUCAUCACUUUUCCGUCUACUUCUAACUUUUUUAACUGUUGGUUUAAAAGAAUUGCACAUACUACAUACAGAUGAAGGUUUUUCAGCUAAAAAAUGACAGUUGGUAUGGCGUAUUGUUUUAAAAUUGUCUUCAUCAAAUCUGACCAUUUUAUCGUCUUCAACAAAAGCUACUGGAAAUGUUCCACUCUGAUUCAUGAAUGGCUGUUCGAAAUUACAUCUCGACUUGAUUACAUCUUCAUAACCUUGUAACCCCGUGCAAACACUGACUGACUUCCAGAAUGACGAGAAAGUUGAAAUAUCAUCAUUUUUCAAAACACAUGGCAGAGUUUUUGUUAGUUGUAUUGUUUCUUUCUCCAUAGGUUUCCCAUAUAUGGAGAAAUCCCAACCAUUGCUGUUGUCUAUACGUAUUGUAAGCAAAUGGUUUAAUUCUUUUUCAUUUUGACAAAGGGUAUAGACACGUUUAUAGUUAUCCGAUUUAUCACAUAUACUAAAACCAACUUUCUUCAUACUCACAUCUAAUUCCAGUAUUUUUAAGCUGUCUUUUCUGUUUACAGCAUAAUUCAUGCACACACAAUUUUCAUCCACAUGAGGGUAAAAUGAUGCAGCAGUACCAAUUAUUUUUUUUGACGUUUUCAUCUCAUCUAAUUUUCUUCUACAUCCAUUACAAGUAAAUUUAGGAAAUACACAAGGAUCUUCUUGUUCACAAUUUAUUCCAUAUAUAGAUUGAAACACUUCACUGUAAAUAUCACA